UCCUCUUUUUCCUGCACCGUGCGGCGCACACCGGAUGGAUGAAGAGCGACCGAGAGCGCAACUCGUGCGCGCAUCUGUAUCGAGAUUUAACCAUUAACAGCAUCAACACCAUCAAGCGCAUCAUCACCGGAACGUCCGGCCUUUAGGACAGACAGCUCAGGGAGGAUCACCGGAAAGCUUUCAAAGCGCGCGCCACCGCAAAAAAAGAGGGCCAUGCCGUUUGGAUGCUUAACGCUCGGGGAGAAGAAGGACUACAACAGUCCCACAGAUAUCACAGACAGAUAUGAUCUCGGGCAGAUCGUUAAAUCGGAAGAGUUCUGCGAGAUCUUUCGAGCCAAGGACAAGACGACGUCGAAAAUGUACACCUGCAAAAAGUUUAUGAAGAAGGAUGGGAGAAAAGUGCGCAAGGCUGCGAAGAACGAGAUUUUCAUCCUGAAGAUGGUGAAGCAUCCGAACAUUCUGCAGCUGGUGGACGUCUACGAGACAAGAAAAGAGUAUUUCCUCUUCUUGGAGCUUGCCACAGGGCGAGAGGUGUUUGACUGGAUCCUGGACCAGGGCUACUACUCAGAAAAGGACACCAGCAAUGUGGUGCGCCAGGUGAUGGAGGCUGUGGCAUACCUGCACUCCCUCAACAUCGUUCACCGCAAUCUGAAGUUGGAGAAUCUGGUGUAUUACAACCGCCUGAAACAUUCCAAAAUUGUUAUCAGCGAUUUCCACCUGGCUAAACUCGAGAACGGGCUUAUUAAAGAACCCUGUGGGACUCCGGAGUACCUGGCUCCAGAGGUGGUUGGGAGACAGAGAUACGGCCGACCCGUGGACUGCUGGGCUCUGGGAGUGAUCAUGUACAUACUACUUUCCGGCAAUCCUCCGUUCUACGAUGAGGCAGACGACGACGAUUACGAAAACCACGACAAGAACCUGUUCCGCAAAAUCCUCGCAGGAGAUUACGAGUUCGAUUCUCCGUACUGGGACGAAAUCUCCGACUCGGCUAAAAGUUUAGUCGCACGUCUCAUGGAGGUCGACCAGGACCAGAGGCUCACGGCGCAGGAGGCCAUCAACCACGAAUGGAUAUCUGGGAAUGCUGCCUCAGAUAAAAACAUCAAGGAGAAUGUGUGUGCGCAGAUGGAGAAGAAUUUUGCGAGAGCCAAGUGGAAGAAAGCCGUGCGAGUGACGACCAUCAUGAAGAGGCUGAGAGCUCCGGAGCACCAGCAACCUGCCGUCACCACUCAGCCCAGUGAGGGAGCCACGAACCUUGCAGGAGCAGCGCAGGAAAAUCCACAGGCUCCAGCCGAGGCCUCCACGUCCCCCGCAGAGCCCCCUGCUGGACCGGAGGCUUCACCCGCCGAAGCUUCUUCGUCGCGGUGCAAUGGCGAAUCCCCCACUCCCCCGUCUCCCGCCACACAGACCGGAGAUGAGCAGAACAGUUAAAUCUGUCUCUGUGUGUUGCCUUUCCCUCAUCCCUCCCCCCGAUCUCUGUAAAUUAGCAUCUAGCAUGGUCACCCUGCACCUGCUUUGCUCUCACGCUAACAUUAGCAGCGCCGGUGGCGUCUCGCUGAGCCUCGUCGACGUCUUUUCCUGAGCUUUGUCUUUUCUCGUUACGGAAGCUGACUCGCAAAUCCUACAAGCCAUACUGUUACGUACAGGAUACAAACACACACAUAUAUAUAUACGCUGUGCUAACCGUACAUUCCACAUAGAUACAAGUACACGAAUAAACAGAAAAGGGAAUUAUUUUGACCUAUUUGGGAACUUUACAUGGGUUUUUUUAGGAACCAAACACUUUGAUGUAACUCUUAGCCUUACACUGUUUGUCGCUACUCGGAGGCGCCAGCAUUAGGAUGAGUUAUCAGUGUAGAGGCGGUAGUUACCUCUCCUGACUCUGGAAAGAGAGAGAGAGAAAACACAGAGAUGAGACGAUGCUCUUCUACCUUCUCCUGUUAGAACAGAUGCAAAACGUAUUCACUCAGAAUAAAAGCAUCGAGGUCACAGCAUGUGAUCGAUGUUGGCGCCUCUGGGUUUAGCUUCGCUCCUGUGCUCAGGAAAGCACGCCGUGGCUCGUUGGCGAGUGUAAAAAUUCCUGUAAAUACUAAACUCCAGAGAGACGUAGCCAAAAACAGCAUGCGUUUUACAAUUUACUGUCGAGUACCGAUUUAGAGCCACGUGUCAACAACCACGUCUGAUUGUCUGCCUUACACGCAGAGUACAGUUCCUCCUGGUUCGGCCGUUUCCAUGCCGACCCUACAGAUUUAAUCUUUGAAUAUUAAACAAAUGUAAAAUUUAGAUGCUACAUGCUAUACUGCUAUACUUUCGCUAUCCAGCAGGAGGUGGGUUUGAUAUUUUAGCGGUCUGAAGGGAACGAGAUGCACAGCUAGCCAUAGAUCUGCACGCUAGCUCAGCUAAUCAGAACACGGUAUUCACACAUGGGUUGCUGAUGCAUUUAAAAAGAACGUUUUUGUAAAUGUUAUUUGCUGCAUUUUGAAGGCCACGUGGAGCCUAGAGACAAACCGCUUGAGUCUUUUGGCUCAGUGGCGUUCAGCAUUAAGCCCUGCGCUUCUAAUUACGCUACACUUACUCACUGUUCGGUAGAAGUAACGUCGGGUGUUUUAGCACCUACGCAUUCGAGGUCAUGUCUGUUAAACCGAAUGUGAACAUCAGACUCACACACCUGCGUUAAGUGUUUAUAAAAACAAAAUGUUCACGCGUGACAGAAACCAUUUAGCUGAGACAUGUCUGGUGGCUUCUGCAUGCUUUUUAGAGACAAAGCUGGCUGAUACACUUAACUGGUUCACCAGCUACACUAAGCUGGUGAACAUAGCAGCUCCACUUUCCACACGGAAGGGGCGGAGCCUGAGGGAGCUUUGCGCUCGAAACCAAAUAGCAUUUAGCAUUUAGAAAAAAAAAAGAAAAAAAAACACUCCGGUUAUCCAAGAUGGCCGCCAGAUAUCUCUCCGGUGUUUAGCUACACUGAAGUUCUGUCCAUGUUUACAGACACGAUAACGUCAGAAACCAACUGAAGAACGUUCGGACUUUUGUAGCUUGUGAAACUUUCCUCGCUACAGCAGCGUCACAGCCAACGAUUCGAUAAUGUCUUGGCUAAUCAACUAUAUCUGUAUCUAUAGUCUUGGUUAUUUCUUUGUUUAUUUCUUUGUAUAUUUAAAUCUGCUUAAUCCAGUAACCCGCACUUAGGACCUUCUCAGUUUUACGAUUCCUUUUCCGUCUAAAUUAUUAAGACAUAUAACACACAUAUGUAAAGAGAAGAUGAAACGACUAACAUUAUAUUUUAUCGUUAGUUAAAUAAAUGUCUGUUGUUCUGCUUUAAAACCUUCGAGCUUCUACGAACACACGUUGCUGAAUCGUUGCACACUUUUCUGUUCUGCUUCAUUUACUGCGUGUUCAAUAUUUUUUCGGUAUCUAUUCGGACAUUUCCAUGCAUUUUAGCAUGAAGUACACACAGGAGUGUGUGUGGGUGUGUGUGUGUGUGUGGGGAAUGUGACAGGAGUGAGAGUGUGUUCAGCAUAAACCAGAGCAAUAGUCGACCUACUGCGAUACUGUGACGCAUGUUCCUGCUGUUCGUUCUUGCGCUCUUCAGACAGACUCGAUGUGCUGCUCUUAGUGUCGGAAUAACAGGAAGUUCACCACGCCUUCGUUCCGGUGCAGUUUCACUGAGCCCUCUUCGACCGAUCCUGUGUCCUGAUGGAAACUGUGUUAUAGUGAUGUACUGCUGUAUAACCUGUAUGAAGUGUUGCAUUCACAAAACACUGCGUUUACAAAGUAUUACAUUGAUGUUUGACAGGAGAUUGCUCGGAGUCCAAAGCUACGGUAAAGACCAACAAGUAACAAGUAACAAGUCAAUCGUGUCUCUUGUGGUGCAUGGACCAAACACUGCUAUGGUUGUUUGUGGGCGUGGCCUGAUAGAGUGUAUCCAGCUCUGUUAUUACACUCCACUGAGACGCUCUCGCAGCUAGCGAAACUAGUCCCAGUCUCUUCUUUACAGUGUCGUUACUAAUUUGUGCAGAAUGUCUAUUAAAAAAAAUGCAACUGAAAACGUCACUCGCUCCAAAUGUCCCUUUCACGUACGUAGAAAACUUGUCAUUUUUUUUUUGUGUGAAAGCAGCGUAGCCUCAACACUGUAGUUGUCCUGAAGAAUUUCUCGCAAUCCAACAGGAAACGUGAAAAUGAAGCAAUAAAGUACUUAACACGUGAAGAAACAUGAGCUCACACUCGAUGUGCAAACCGACGACUAUGUAGCCGACCUACCAGUGGAGGGAACUUUCUUCCUUUAUCCUGCUAGUUUGUUAGCAUGGCAGGAAGUUAGCUGGCUAAUACAGCUACACACAAAGGACAUGGGUCGUACCUCUGGCCAGGGAAGUCUUUAGCUCCUGCUGUGGAAAUCAGGUGUGUCUAUGCUAAUGCUAAUGCUACACGCUUGCGACAUCCUAGUUUUGACCUCGAUAUCUCGACUCGACGAGAGCAAGUUGAAAACGGCUCUGGAACGUGAGGUGUGGCUUAAAACUGUGUGUCUGUCCACUGAACUUCCUGUCAUCUGACUUUAGGGAACGUUACAGGCCUUGAGGCUUGUGCUAGGUGGCAGGAGAUUUAGCUAGCUAACCCGGAAACAGGAAGUAAUCGCAGCCCAUGUGUCUGAGCUGCAGUCACCUACAAGACGUUCUGAUUUCAUUUUAAAUUGAACGAGCUAAAAUCAGCGCACGGCCUGCGAGCACUCAGGCCAUUUCUGGGCUAGCGUAGCGGCUAGGUGAACGGAAACGUAGCAGAAAGGUUGGAAGAGGCUUCAGAGGAGGAAGUAGUUGUGUUUUGUGGAGGUUGUGUUUGUGGAUUUCAUCGAGAAAGUGUGUGUUUGUGCUGAAAUCUGGUUUAUAUGUGUUUAAUAUCCAUCUUUACACUUUACAAAAAGGGAACUAUGUGUGUGUGUGUGUGUGUGUGUGUGUGUGUGUGUGUGUGUACAUAUAUAUAUUAGAUAUAUUAAUCAGUGCUGAGUUUCUUCACUGUUGGUUUAUUUUGUCUUUAUUUGUCUUCAUGGAUCUUUCCUGUUGUGAAUUAUUUGAAAAUUUUCAAACAAAUAAAAGAGUUUGUUGUUUUCAUUUGAUAUGAAAGUGAUAACCAGGAGGGUUUGAGUAAAACUUAUAAACGUUAUGUUCAUGUAAACACUUAGACCACGACAAAAUACUGUGUUUCUAAUCCGACUCAAAGCAAUGCUUUUCUAGUGCAGAGCGUCUGCAGCGUCGCGUGUGUUCGCUCUCCUGUUCCUGAAGUUUUUCCUUAUUGUAGUCAAUAACGUAGUUCACCUGGAGCUGUCUCUCU
This is a messenger RNA of Tachysurus fulvidraco (yellow catfish), 5319 nucleotides long. RefSeq names its product CaM kinase-like vesicle-associated b (gene camkvb). The coding region runs from base 214 to 1428 and encodes 404 amino acids. The record is from RefSeq and is a predicted model, not a curated record. The transcript is spliced from 11 exons. Gene Ontology annotation, molecular function: ATP binding; calcium/calmodulin-dependent protein kinase activity; calmodulin binding. Gene Ontology annotation, cellular component: intracellular anatomical structure. Gene Ontology annotation, biological process: peptidyl-serine phosphorylation. NCBI's taxonomy places the organism in Eukaryota, Metazoa, Chordata, Actinopteri, Siluriformes, Bagridae.